AUGAACAUUGGUGAUGCAGCUGCAGGUCCACUAUGUGAUGCCCUGGCCCAGAAAAACCCUGACACAGGUGCCUUCUCCUGUCGCCCACCGUACUCCCCCACUUUACUGAGAUCAGAAGUCAGACAGCAGGGUUAUACUUCGUACGACUGCUAUGCGGAAACCUAUACUUGUGGGCUUUUCUGGCUUUCAGACUGUGUUAAACAAGGGUGUCAAGACAACUACCAUGUUCGCUCCGCUCGCAUCAACACCUACUGGUGCUCUGUGAACGGACAGGCCCCAGAAAACUCAGGGUUUCUCUUUGGAGGCAUUUACAGCCCCUCUCUCCUGAACCCCCUCACAAAUGCCAAAAGGUGUCCCGCAAACUUCAUUCCACUAAAGUUUCUCUCGGAUGGCCAAAUGAUUUGUGUGAGUAACGACUAUGAAACUGCCACCAGAUUCUCAGUACCAUUUGGAGGCCUCUUCAGUUGUGAGGCAAGCAACCUACUGGCAGGGUCCCAACGUCGCUGCCCUCCCAGGUUCAGCCAGCAUCUCGCCACGGUGAGCGACGGCUGUGAAAUUCUUUACUGUGUCCAGUCAGGACUGUUCACAGGUGGAGAGCUGAAGCCAAUCCGUCUGCCUCCUUUCACUAAUGCUCCACUUGUCAGCAUGCAGUCCACAAACACGGUUAUGGUGAUGACUGAAGAAGACAAGACCUGGGUCAGAGUGGGGAAGACCAAGGCAUGGAAACUGGCCAAACCAGAGGAAAUCCGGGAAAUGGUGCGCCAGUUUAACCCAGAAUUGAGUCAGAUGUCUAGUGGAGAAAAGGCAGGAGUAGCCGUUGGGGUGAUGGGUUUGAUGGCACUGGUGGUCAUAGUGGUAGCAGUCAUGGUGAAAUGGAGGAGGAGGGUGUCUGGGUUUGUGAGAGCUCGAGGCUAUGAGGAAAUACACCAGGAGGUAGAGCAUGAAGGAGAGACGGAAACACUGCAUGCUUAAAAAUCGGCAUUCAUUAUUGUUGUGUGAAAUGUAUUUAACCAAUUAGUAAUUCACAUAGCUGCAUUAGAACAAGUGAUAUGAAUUGUAAAUGUCUGAGUUAAACAACACAUUUAUUGGUAGCAUGAUAUGUACUUUAAGCUGUUGUUUACCAUAAGUUUGUAUUUUGCAGUUACACUCCUGAGACAACAUGUCAUGUAAAAAGCAGCAAACUGCCUUUGAAACCAACUGGCAAAAAGCAGAAGUGCUUUACUGCCCUGAGGCCAAGAUGCACAAAGCAGUGUAGUAUACAAACAUUUCAAAUACUUCUGUAAAAAACCUAUUGUAUAAACGGUAAAUUGAAAUAAAACAUUCAAUUCUUAAACGGAGGAUAGAACUGAAUGUUUUAUUUGAAUGUUCCAUUUAUACAAUAUGUUGCUGAUGUAUCUGUGUUAACAGAUGAUUGAUUAGAAUUUUGCAAGGUCUCUCUUUUUUAAUUUCAGCAAAUUAAGCAUUAUUUCUUGUAUUUUUGUACCUUGCGAUUAAAAUUGACUUU
Molecule: messenger RNA, 1504 nt
Organism: Acanthopagrus latus (yellowfin seabream)
Lineage: Eukaryota; Metazoa; Chordata; Actinopteri; Spariformes; Sparidae
Product: macrophage-expressed gene 1 protein-like
Exons: 1
Coding region: 1-972 (323 amino acids)
Biological process (GO): defense response to bacterium
Source: RefSeq, a predicted model, not a curated record